Cololabis saira (Pacific saury) is the source of this 3455-nucleotide messenger RNA. RefSeq names its product synaptotagmin binding, cytoplasmic RNA interacting protein (gene syncrip). Gene Ontology annotation, molecular function: mRNA 5'-UTR binding. The record is from RefSeq and is a predicted model, not a curated record. Bases 36 to 1757 code for a protein of 573 amino acids. The transcript has 11 exons. Lineage: Eukaryota; Metazoa; Chordata; Actinopteri; Beloniformes; Belonidae. Gene Ontology annotation, cellular component: nucleus; CRD-mediated mRNA stability complex; ribonucleoprotein complex. Gene Ontology annotation, biological process: CRD-mediated mRNA stabilization.
CACCGCAGCCCCGCGCAGCCACAUCCACCUUCACGAUGUCUGAGGACGUGUCCACGGACCAUGUCAACGGUAACGGGACGGAGGAGCCCAUGGACACCACGGCGGCCGUGUCCGAGCACUCCGAGCACUUCCAGGCUCUGCUGGAGGCGGGGCUGUCCCAGAAGGUCUCCGAGAAGCUGGACCAGCUCUACGUAGCAGGCCUGGUAGCACAUAGUGACCUGGAUGAACGAGCCAUCGAAGCUUUGAAGGAGUUCAACGAGGAGGGAGCCCUGCAGGUUCUGGUCCAGUUCAAAGAGAGCGAUCUGUCGCACGUGCAGAACAAAAGUGCCUUCCUCUGUGGGGUGAUGAAGACGUACAGGCAGAGAGAGAAACAAGGGACUAAAGUUUCACCCACCACUAAAGGACCAGACGAGGCUAAAAUCAAAGAGCUUCUGGACAGAACCAAUUACACACUCGAUGUUACAACGGGCCAGCGAAAGUACGGUGGCCCCCCGCCAGAGUCCGUUUACUCGGGAUCCCAGCCCACCGUGGGAACGGAGAUAUUUGUGGGGAAGAUCCCCCGCGACCUGUUUGAAGAUGAGCUGGUUCCUCUCUUUGAGAAGGCCGGGCCUAUCUGGGACCUGCGGCUCAUGAUGGACCCGCUGAGCAGCCUGAACCGCGGCUACGCCUUCGUCACCUUCUGCACCAAGGAAGCAGCCCAGGAGGCCGUGAAGCUGUGUAAUAAUUAUGAGAUUCGCCCGGGCAAGCAUAUUGGUGUGUGUAUAUCUGUCGCCAACAACAGGCUGUUUGUUGGCUCCAUUCCUAAGAGUAAAACUAAAGAACAGAUUGUUGAGGAGUUUUCUAAAGUCACAGAGGGGCUCAGUGACGUCAUACUGUACCACCAACCUGACGACAAGAAGAAGAACCGGGGUUUCUGCUUCCUGGAGUACGAAGACCACAAAACGGCCGCUCAGGCGCGCCGGCGGCUAAUGAGCGGCAAGGUGAAGGUCUGGGGCAACCUGGUGACGGUGGAGUGGGCCGAUCCCAUCGAGGACCCGGACCCAGAAGUCAUGGCCAAGGUGAAGGUUUUAUUCGUGAGGAACCUGGCCAACGGUGUUACAGAGGAAAUGCUGGAGCAGUCCUUCAGUCAGUUUGGAAAACUGGAGCGAGUGAAAAAGCUCAAAGACUACGCCUUCAUCCACUUUGAGGAGAGGGAUGGUGCAGUGAAGGCUUUGGAAGACAUGAACGGUAAAGAGCUGGAGGGAGAGCCUAUUGAGAUCGUUUUUGCCAAACCGCCAGAUCAGAAGAGGAAGGAGCGUAAGGCCCAGAGACAAGCAGCCAAAACACAAAUGUAUGAUGACUAUUACUACUACCCUCCCCCUCCUCACAUGCCCCCGCCUGUCCGAGGGCGGGGCAGGGGAGGCAGCCGGGGCGGCUACGCCUACCCACCCGACUACUACGGUUACGAGGACUACUACGACUACUACGGCUACGACUACCACAACUACCGCGGCGGCUACGAGGACCCGUACUACGGGUACGACGACUUCCAGGCCCCGAGCCGGGGGCGGGGCGGCAGCCGGGGCGUCCGGGGCGGAGCCUCGCCGGCCCGAGGACGUGGCGGCGCCGGGGCCCCGAGAGGCCGGGCCGGCUUCUCCCAGCGUGGCGGGCCGGGACCAGGCCGCGGCGGCGGGCGGGGAGCAAGAGGAGGCGUGCAGCCGAGAGGGCGAGGAGGGCAGGGAAAAGGGGUCGAGGCCGGUCCCGAUGUGUUGCUAUGAAGACUGACCCAGCAUAUGGCGUUACUUGCUGCAGGCUGAACCGUGGAGACAAUGGUAAGGUCACCUGACUCAGUGGUCCAAUGGCAUCCCAGCCUUCUGUAAGGAGCAGAUCUCCUGAGGAGGAUCUGACACCCAAUCAGCCAUGAGACGUGCUGGGCAGGAGUUCAUGGUGGACGUCCUCCUGGAGAAAGCUUGGCACUUUUUGUUUUUGUUUUCCUAAGUUUUGAGUGCCCCCCCUCCCCCCCCGUAGGACUUGUUUUUAUUUAAAAUGUAUUUUACGAUGGACUCUGCAUCUGGUCAUCGGAGGUGACGUGGAGGUGUGAUCUCCUGGCGCUGAAGGCCAGGCAUUCCAGCGAGACGGCUCGUUAUCUACCUCGGUUUCGGCUCUUCCGUUUUGUACUGGAGGAAACUGAGGCGGGGCUUGGCCCUCCCCUCCUUCACCCCCCUCCCUCCCUCCCUACCCCCCCCACCCCCAGAAUUGCACAGACAAUACGAAGCACUUCACGAACUCUAGCUCCCACCUGAGUGGAGGUGGAGCUGCAGCCGCUGCAGGACCCGGGGCUGGAACAAGCCGCCGGCAAUGAACCGUUUCAAAGCUGCCUGGACACCAGCCAUCCUUGGUCUUCCUCGACGGGGACGGCUGUCUUAACUCCCGCGUUUUUGUCUUCGUCUCAUCGCUGCAAGGACGCCUUUUUUGCUCUGAGCGAACAUCCCGGCGUAGACGAGCGACAUCCAGUGAAGCUGCUUGUAGUUCUGUUUAGUUUUGUGUUGCUACCAGAGCUGGAGGAGAGUUACCGGUCCAGCUCCUCCCGAGAAUGAGUUAACGUAACGGAGAGCAGGAUCGUACGUGUCACACCGGCUCCAACUCGUGUUCAGAUGUUUGACGCUCGUCUGUAACCGUUUAUUCACGACUCCGGUCGUAGCACGUAAACGUGACUGGAAGUCAGAGUCCACCUUUAAAUGUUGAAGUUGAGAAGUCUGUGAUGUUGAGUUGUUUUAACGGGACACUGAUCCGCCUCUGAGGUGCUGUGGAGCCUGAAAGAUCAAAAAGAUGUCGAAAUCCAAGAUGCUAAAGUUAACUGAGUUUUCUUUGUACAUUUUAAACUAAAACAGUAAAAACCUGAGAAGUUUGGUGCUGUUCUAUGCUUCCCUACGAAUCCCUGCCGCUGGUCUGCCGCUCCAUCCCCAAAACUGUGGACAGGAGUCUUUACAAAAGCAGAACUCUGUCAGAGAACUUGAAGCAGAUGGUUCUGACGGUUAUGCAGCGCUACGAGACAACAGCAGACGUAUUCUCAGCGCUUGUACCUGCUGACGCAGCGCCACAAACGCCCUGGUGGUCUUCUAUGAAGUCAAGGGACCUCAAAGGAUUCUGGGAUUUGUAGGAAAGCACAGAUUAGAGCAGGAAAAUGUUGGAUGUUUCCUUUAAAGCGCUUUAAGUUUCUUUAGUGCAUCGUCUCUGCCUUUUGUGUGAUUGCCAUGACAACACCAUGUCUUGAAUCAUGCUUAGCUUUCAGGUCAGAGAUGAUUGUGCAGCUUUUGAUUUCAUUUUUUUAUCAUUGGGUCUCCAAUGUUCAGUGUCUUUUUUUUUUUUUUUUUUUUUUUUUUUUUGUGCGUUUGCAGUCUUGCAAAUGAAAUGUUUUAUACUGUACAUUGAGGUGAAUUGAAACCUAUUUUUCUAAUAAAGUUAUUGACUUUGAA